GAGGUCCAUCUGGACUUCCAGUUCCAGUUUACGCGCUUGAAACGCCUAAACCACAGAGCCGAUUGGGCAGAAUGCGCCAAUCGCUUGGAGGGGGUCAUGCAAACAAUAUAUUCAGCCAGCCAGAAAAAUCCUUUAGUUCAAACCUACCUCAGCCUUCUCUGACACAUUCAGUCAUGAAGCCAAGUCAUUCUGUCAGGAGACAAUCGACGAGACCAGGUCCUCCGCCUAAUUCCCUGUUCUCCAACGUCCCGAAUGGCGCCUUAUCCUCCCGCACGCCGUAA
Messenger RNA from Acaulospora colombiana, 281 nucleotides. NCBI's taxonomy places the organism in Eukaryota, Fungi, Glomeromycota, Glomeromycetes, Diversisporales, Acaulosporaceae. The record is from the annotation of a GenBank genome assembly.